This is a messenger RNA of Clonostachys solani, 519 nucleotides long. The record is from the annotation of a GenBank genome assembly. Lineage: Eukaryota; Fungi; Ascomycota; Sordariomycetes; Hypocreales; Bionectriaceae.
AUGUUGUCCAUGCUUCAGAACCCCCGGCAGGCCGCCGCGCAGGUCUUGAAUUUCGCCCUGAUCCUGUCGUCAGCUUUCAUGAUGUGGAAAGGUCUCUCUGUCAUUUCCGACUCGCCGUCCCCGAUCGUCGUCGUUCUGUCCGGAUCUAUGGAGCCCGCCUUCCAGCGAGGAGAUCUGCUGUUCCUGUGGAAUCGCAAUCUGUUGCAAGAUACCUCUGUCGGAGAGGUCGUCGUAUACAAUGUGAAGGAUAAGGACAUUCCCAUUGUCCACCGGGUCGUCAGGAAGUACGGAGAGGGCGAGGACGCAAAGCUUCUCACCAAGGGCGACAACAAUCCUUCCGACGAUACUGAGUUAUACGCUCGAGGCCAGGAUUACUUGGUUCGCAAGGAUAUCAUUGGUAGUGUUGUUGGCUAUAUUCCUUUUGUCGGAUACGUCACAAUUCUCCUGUCAGAGCACCCAUGGCUAAAGACGGUGAUGCUGGGCGUGAUGGGCUUGUUUGCCAUUCUGCAGAGAGAGUAA